Molecule: messenger RNA, 840 nt
Organism: Funneliformis geosporum
Lineage: Eukaryota; Fungi; Glomeromycota; Glomeromycetes; Glomerales; Glomeraceae
Source: the annotation of a GenBank genome assembly
AUGGUUAAAGAAUUUGAACUUUCGAAUAAUGAAAAAGAAUUUAUAUUAAAAGGAAUAAAAGAAGGUUUGCGUCUUGAUAAUCGUGAUAAAAACGAAUUUAGAGCAAUAGGUAUUAUAUUUGGUCCGGAAUAUGGUCGUUCUGAAGUAAUAUUAGGAAAUACUAGGGUGUUGGCUAAAGUUUCUUGUGAAGUUAUACGUCCUUAUCCCGAUCGUCCUAAUGAAGGUAUGAUAACACUAAGUACGGAAUUAUCACCAAUGGCUUUUCCUAGUAUAGAACCUGGAAGACCUUCGGAAGAAGAAGUCCUUGUAAGUCGUAUACUCGAAAAGGCUAUUAAAAGAAGUCGAGCUAUUGAUACUGAAGGAUUAUGUAUUGUUGCUAAUGAAAAAGUAUGGUCGAUACGCGUUGAUAUACAUUUUCUUGAUCAUGAUGGAAAUAUAAUAGAUGCAGCUUGUAUAGCUGCAAUAUCGGCUCUUGCUCAUUUCAGAAGGCCCGAUGUUACUGUUAUUGGGGAAGAAGUCACAAUACAUCCAAUCGAACAAAGAAAUCCUGUUCCAUUAAGUAUACUUCAUAUGCCCAUUUGCAUAACAUUUGCUUUCUUUGAGGAUGGAAAAUAUGUUGUCGUAGAUCCUACUUUACAAGAAGAACAAAUUCGCCAAGGUGAUAUGACAAUGACAUUAAAUAUUCAUAAAGAACUUUGUACUUUAUCAAAAGCUGGUGGUAUACCAUUAGAAAUGGAAACAAUUAUAGAUUGUUCUCGAAUUGCUACUAGCAAAGCUACUUGGAUUACUGAACAAAUUCGCGCUGCUUUAGAAGCUGAAGCCAAAAAAUUAAGGUUAUAG